Molecule: messenger RNA, 1503 nt
Organism: Pyrenophora tritici-repentis Pt-1C-BFP
Lineage: Eukaryota; Fungi; Ascomycota; Dothideomycetes; Pleosporales; Pleosporaceae
Product: AraJ, Arabinose efflux permease
Biological process (GO): carbohydrate transport; transmembrane transport
Cellular component (GO): membrane
Molecular function (GO): carbohydrate:proton symporter activity
Source: RefSeq, a predicted model, not a curated record
AUGGCGAAAGCCAACAAAACUACACUAUGGGCGAAUCGUAAGUGCUUACUCGUGUGCUCGGCUGUUGCUAUCGCGAGCUUGCAGUAUGGUAUUGAUACUACGGCUAUCGGAGGUGUGCAAGCGAUGCCUGGCUUCUUGAUGGUUUUUGGGUAUGAGGAUCCGGAGAGUCCCCUAGGAUAUGGUAUCGAUUCCACCGUACAACAGCUCAUGAACUCGCUUUUAAACCUGGGGUCUUGCGUCUCUGCCAUCAUCGCCGGCGCCUUUGGGGCGCAUUUUGGUCGAAAAAAGGGACUAUGGCUCGCAUGCGUGAUCUGCCUAGCCGCGGUCUCGGUUCAGAUAGGCUCGACAUCCAAAGCAGGGCUCUAUGUUGGCCGUCUCUUACUCGGUUUCGCCAAUGCGUUUUUCGUCGUAUUCUCCACUAUAUACUGUAGUGAGGUCGCGCCUGCGCAUCUUCGGGAGGUUAUGGUCGGCAUGUUCUCCUUCUACGUUACCUUCGGUACCAUAAUAGGCAACGUAAUCGACAACUAUAGCAAAGUCCAUCUCAACAAGCUAGCGUACCAGAUCCCGCUCGCUUGCAUGUAUGUUGUGCCGAUCCUGCUCGGCAUAGUGCUGUUUUUCGUUCCAGAGAGCCCGCGGUGGCUUCUCCACCACGACAACUACGAGGAUGCACGCAGAUCCCUCGAGCGUCUGCGCUUCGACCACGGCGAUGCACUAGAACUCGAGUGGGCGGAGAUGAUCCGAGGGGUUGCAGAGGAACAGCGCUUAAGUAGGGCAUCCGGCUUCAUGGAUCUCUUCCGGGGAAGCAAUCUACGCCGCACAAUGCUUUGCUGGGGCACAAUUGCAAGCCAGUCUGCGAGUGGAGUGUGGUUUUUUGUCGCCUAUCAGACGUACUUCUUCUCCAUUGCUGGAAUCACCAAAGCGUUUGAAUAUGCGAUUAUGAACUCCUGCCUUGGGUUUAUAAGUGUCCACAUUGGCCUGUACAGCAUGAACAAGCUGUUUGGACGAAGGCCUAUAAUGAUUGUAGGGGCGAUAUCGUGCGGGUUAUGCGAGCUGGCUUGCGGGAUUGCGAGUAGUGUCUCACCUGGCUCCAAGGCUACUGGGAAUGUGUUGGUGGCGUUUACGGCCCUUUUCUUCUUCUUCUAUAAUGCCGGCGUGGGUAUUGCGACAAGUCCGCUUGCUACGGAGCUGGUUAGUUCGCGACUCAGAGUCUGGACAGUGGGCAGCGCGAAUGCCCUUGGCUACUUCCUCGCGUGGCUCAUCGGCUUUUGCUCGCCGUAUUUUAUCAAUCCUCAAAAUCUCAACUGGGGCCCACAGUACACGUACAUCUGGGCAGGCUCCAACUUCAUAUGCGUUGCUUGGUUCUACUUCUUCCUCCCAGAAACCAAGGCACGAUCGUUGGAGGAACUGGAUGAGAUUUUUGAGGCUGGUGUUCCGGCACGGAAGUUCAAGCAGUACACUUGUAGGAUUGUUGAAGACCGCGAAGCAAGAUGUCUUUGGCCAUGA